AUGGACUUCAAGCUAUCGGAUUUUUUCAGAACUGCAGCGAAAAAAGACGAUACGCCAACGCCAGCACCACGUGAUCAUCGCCAUCUCUCAUCGAUGCUUGUUCAAAUUUUACACGCACUUGACUAUUUGCAUCAACGGGGAAUCAUGCAUCGAGAUGUGAAGCCAGACAACAUUGGACUCAGCAAGCAAUUCGAUUUGAAACUUUUCGAUUUUGGAGUUGCAAGGCCAAUCAACGAUAUGAAAGAUUUGACAGAAGGCGCUUCAUCUCCCCUAUAUCUACCACUUGAAGUGCAACUAGUGGAACAGUACGAUUGGGGCGUUGACAUUUGGGCAACCGGCUUAGUCGCACUUGAUUUUCUCAAUCAUCCAUUCUACCCGGCAAGUGUGAACUCGAAACCAAAAAUCAAACAAAGGAUUCUUGAUGUUUUUGGAGUGCCAGGAAACAAGUACAAGGAAUUUUUCAAAGACAAGUUGAUACAUGAGAAGCCACGUGAUGGUAUCUUCAACGCUUUUCUGACCACAGCCUGCACACGGCUUGGACCUGCACUUGGGAAUUUGAAUGAGGAGAACUUUCAAGAUCUUCUCGGUAAAAUGCUUUGCAUCAACCCACGAAGAACUUUGGCAAGAGAGCUUCUGGAACAUAAAUAUUUGAAAGCAGUGAAUGCUGGACGCUUGAAGAAGGCAAAGGAAAAGGCAAAUCAGUGCAAAAAUACGCUCGACGAUCACGAAUCAACGCAAAAUGAACGUGACAAGGAAACGCUCAUCAAAACACUCAAAAAUUUUUCUACGCAAUUA
Mesorhabditis belari is the source of this 795-nucleotide messenger RNA. The record is from the annotation of a GenBank genome assembly. NCBI's taxonomy places the organism in Eukaryota, Metazoa, Nematoda, Chromadorea, Rhabditida, Rhabditidae.